Messenger RNA from Lichtheimia ornata, 909 nucleotides. RefSeq lists its product as uncharacterized. Gene Ontology annotation, cellular component: COPII-coated ER to Golgi transport vesicle; Golgi membrane; endoplasmic reticulum-Golgi intermediate compartment. The transcript is spliced from 9 exons. The coding region runs from base 1 to 909 and encodes 302 amino acids. NCBI's taxonomy places the organism in Eukaryota, Fungi, Mucoromycota, Mucoromycetes, Mucorales, Lichtheimiaceae. Gene Ontology annotation, molecular function: D-mannose binding. The record is from RefSeq and is a predicted model, not a curated record. Gene Ontology annotation, biological process: Golgi organization; endoplasmic reticulum to Golgi vesicle-mediated transport; endoplasmic reticulum organization.
AUGCGGAAUACCCUUGUGGUCUUAUUGUUGGCUCUAUCAACACUGAUUGCUGCACAAGACGGUGCCACUGUACGCACCCAUUCCAUCUCGAUGCCUUAUAUUGACGAUGAACUUCAAAACCGCUGGUUCGACUUUGGUGGCGAUACAGUUAUCAAUACCAAUCGUCAUAUCCGUUUGACAAGCAAAAACCUUCAAGCACAGCAAGGCUACUUGUGGUCGCGUCUGCCUUUGACAUCAUCCAACCUUGAAAUCGAAUUCGAGUUUCAUAUUGGUGGGCAAUCAGGUCAUCUUUAUGGUGAUGGUCUUGCUAUGUGGUUAACAAAACAGCGCUCAACACCUGGUCCUGUUUUUGGUUCAGUGGACAAUUUCGAAGGUCUUGGCGUAUUCUUUGACACCUAUGAUAACGAAAGAGCACAUCGACAUACAUUUCCAUACAUCUCAGCUAUGCUAGGGGAUGGUAUGAAAUCUUAUGACAAUGAUAAGGAUGGAAGGACUACCGAAUUAGCUGGAUGCGAGGCCAACUUUCGAUCAAAGGCAUAUCCGACAAAGGCACGAUUGACGUACUACAAGAACAAUUAUCUUCAAUUUGAUCUUAUGUGGCAAGAGGAAGACAAGUGGGAUGAGUGCUUCAAGGUGCAAGAUGUCCAAUUGCCUGAGAACGUCUAUCUCGGUUUUACUGCACACACGGGUGAAUUAACAGAUGAUCAUGACAUUAUUUCCGUGUCUACUCGCACAUUACCACCCAAGGCCAGAGAACCUGUGAAGAAAGCAAGCAGCGAAAAGCAAAGGCAAAGCGGUGGAGGAUUUUUCUCAUUCUUGCUAAAGAUGCUAGCUGCGGGUCUUUUAGUUGGUGUUCUUUUUGUUGUAUAUCGAAUGUAUGAUAGUAAUAGUCGCAUGAAGCGUUUCUAA